Molecule: messenger RNA, 5237 nt
Organism: Megalobrama amblycephala (Wuchang bream)
Lineage: Eukaryota; Metazoa; Chordata; Actinopteri; Cypriniformes; Xenocyprididae
Gene: ripor1
Product: RHO family interacting cell polarization regulator 1
Source: RefSeq, a predicted model, not a curated record
UGACAGAGUGUGUAAUGGUUGGAUUCCAAUUGGUUUGUGUCAGAUCAGGGGUGGGGAGGCCCCCAGGUGCUUUGUUGUUCUGGAAUAGUCCUGGAGCAAAGCCAGACCACCAGAACAAUACAGCCACUCUGAUCCACACACUUUAGAAGAGCCUGACCAGCUUUGAUUAUUGUGAAAAACAUUGACAUGUGGUUGGAGUGUUCAAAUAUUUCAUAAGUGGUGGCUUUGGGUCCUGUUGGACAGGUGGGAACACGACACAGAGCAACAAUUGGAAGGAUGAGGCUUUGAUGGUGUUUAUUUGUUCUUCGUGAAAGGAUCCGGUGUAUGGAGGGAAUAUAGUAGACGUUUGAUUCCCACACACGUCAUGGUGAAGAGGGAGAAUGUGUCACUUGCCUUGUUUACCUGGUGACACAAAAGAAGAAGGAGGCCCACCAGAAGGGAGUCCCUCCAAAUCUGUAUCCACCAUGUCCCUUUCUGUGCGCCCCUCGCGGAGGGUCGUCGCCAGAUCCAUCACUAGGAGCCAGUCCUUCGCCGGAGUCAACUCCUACGAUAAGUCCUACAGGAACCUUACUGUGUUCAGCACCCCGGCGUGUGUGAGGAAGACUCCCUCCAGAGCAAGCAGGAUGUUCACGCUCUCUACUAAAUCACCACCCCCAAAGGUGCCCCAGCCUGAGAGGCUGGACGAGGUGUACGAGGCCCUAAAAAGAGGACUGCAAUCCUACCUGCAGGUCCAUCAGAUGGAGCUGGACAGUCUGAAUAGACAAAUGAAGGAGUCUAAGAGGAACUCUCGCUUGGGGUUUUUGUAUGAACUUGACAAGCAAGUGAAAGUGAUUGAGAGAUUUAUGAGGCGGCUGGAGUUUCACCUCAGUAAGAUUGACGAGCUCUAUGAGGCCUACUGCAUGCAGCGCAGACUUAGAGACGGAGCCGAUAAGAUGGUGAAGGCUUACACUGCCUCUCCAGGCAGCAGGGAGGCCAGAGAGAGUCUGUCUGAAGCUAACAAGAGCUUCAAAGAAUACACUGAGAAUAUGUGCAUGCUAGAGAGUGAGCUGGAGAACCAGCUGGGGGAAUUCCAUGUCAAAAUGAAGGGCUUGGCGGGUUUUGCACGACUUUGUGCUGGAGAUCAGUAUGAGAUCUUUAUGAAGUACGGUCGCCAGCGGUGGAAGCUGCGGGGUCGGAUUGAAAUCAAUGGCAAACAAGUGUGGGACAGUGAGGAGAUGGUCUUCCUCCCCCUUAUCACAGAGUUUCUGUCUAUAAAGGUGACAGAGCUGAAGAGUCUGGCCAAUCAUGUGGUGGUGGGAAGUGUCUCGUGUGAGACGAAGGACCUGUUUGCUGCCUUGCCCCAAACAGUAGCUGUGGAUAUCAAUGACUUGGGAACCAUCAAACUCAGUCUAGAGGUCACCUGGAAUCCAUUUGACAAAGAUGACCAAUCGUCCUCAGCUAGCACCGUGAACAAAGCUCCUACUGUCAACAAACGCUUCUCUACCUACAACCAGAGUCCUCCAGACACACCCUCUCUACGAGAGCAGGCCUUCUAUACAGCCCCACGGAGCAUGAUAUCCAAACAGCGCUGGUCCUUACUGGACGUGUUCAGAGACACACUGACAGAGAAACUGACUCAGAGCUGCUCUUGCAGCGAUGUCACCUCAGUCCGCCUGGGAACCUCUCUGCUUUCCAGCCACAAUAUGUUGAGGAGACAAGAAGAGAUGGAGAACGGAACGGCAUGGUCAAACUCCUCCGAAUCCUCUGAUGAUUCCUCUAGUCCUCAGCUUUCCUUGGGAAUGCGUCAUGCACACAAGAACUUAGUACAGCCUGAGGUACAAACUGCUCCUCCUGCCAUUGAAAUCUCAUUUGCACCCCGCGAAUCGGCAACCUCUACUCCCACCCGCCUGGCCAAUCAAAAAGAAGAGGAGGAAGAAGAGGAGGAUCUGAAGAAACCAGCAACAGUCACCACAGAGGCUCCUGUAAAACAGGAAGUGCCCAAUGGCCAUCCCCGCUAUUCUCGGUCCCUUAGCCAUAUCAGCGAGAUCAGCGCAGAUGGUGUUUUGACAGACAGACUGGCUGGGGAAUCCGUGGAGGCCGCUGAAGUAACUUCGGAGGUCUCUUCAGUAUUUGUAAGUGACACUGCCGUGGAUAUGCCCCUCCGAGCAGAACUAUGUUUUGUAGUACCAGACACUCAGGAGAUCUGCCCCAUUCCUGAUCCCUCCACAAGUGAGCCAUCCUGUCCCACUGAGCCACUGAACUGUAAAGUAGAAACUAGCUCUCCUGCAGAAACCACAGCUUGUGACUCGGCUGAAAAAGCUACAGAGCUCACGUCUAGGCCCUCCUGUGGAGACAAAGACUCUUCCUCCAGUGCUAAUGCUUUGUCCCAGCAGAUGAACAAUGGUGCUCCUAGGACUGAUUCCUCUUAUGAGGCACACCUCACAAAGACACAAACGGAUGACCUGCUGGCAGAGAAGUCUGGUUCUUUAGUAGACACCAGACCCAUGGGUGGUUUGGAGGAACAAUCAGCAGACAGCAAUGUGGAGGAGGCCCUUGGUGCCGUUUUGUCCUCCCUUGAUGACUACAGAGGCCAGUUCCCAGAACUGCAGGUCUUAGAGCAAGAGCUGAAGCUGUUGGAGGAGGCGCUAACAGUACGAAGUCGCAGUCGCUCAUCCAGUGUCAGUUUGACAGUUGAGACAGCUCUUGGAAGCUUUGACUUCCUCAAUACUUCAGACUUGGAGGAUGAAGAGGAGGAGGAGGAUGACGAAAGGCAGAAUGUGACAGACAGCGCAGAGGAGCGGCCAGCGGCUGUGGAGAGCGCAGGAGAGGAUGAGGGCUGUGAGGCGCGAUGUUGGGACACUCCCUCCGGACUCAGCACAGGCUGCCCGGCUCUAGAUCACACCCUGCUGGUCCAUCUGAAGAACUGCAGCUCACAGCUUCUGAGGUUAGGCACAUUCGGGCCUCUGCGCUGUGGAGAGAUGUACGCCCUGGACCGACUUCUCAGGGAGGCGAGAGUCCUCGAGCUCAUUCGAUGGGUUGUGAAGGACUCAAGGGGCGGAGUCAUCCAACCAGAGGAGGUUGUUCCUCAGUUAGAUCAGUGCCAAGGGGCUGUGUUGCUAUGGCGGCAGUGCACGGAUGGCUGCAGUGUGUACAGCAGCUCCACCGAGGCCUUCUUACAGGCGCUCAGUGUCGCUUAUGCCAGCAAACUCCCAGAAAGAGGAGUCGGCUUCACAGACACAGUGUUUCUGCGUCUGCUGGAGCGGAUCCUGGAGAGGAAGCUGCCCAGGCGUGCAGGAGGUGCGUCCAAAGAGACUCUCACCCUUUUCCAGUUUUGGAGCUACCUGGAAGCAGAGGGGGUGAAUGACUUGGACACACACAUUCCUGAGCUGGCUGAAGAAGUGUGGCUAGUUCAAUGCCUGCAGUCUGGAGAUCAGGAUGUUCUGGUAAAAUCUUUGAAGAAGCCUCCAGAGUGUAGUCUGAAGAGGGAGGGCUUGCGGGCAGUCAGUUUGCUGCUGAGGGAUCCGAGGGGGAAAGUGUGCAGUGCAGCCAGCUCCCUGCUGCGAAGUCUAGCUGACCAAACCCGCCACAGAGAGAGGGCUCUGGUGAGCUGUCUAGAGUUGCUGGAGGAUGAAGGCGUUGAGACGCGAGUGUGUGGAUGUAAAGCACUCGCAUGUCUGAAGGCCAAAGAGAGCAUUGAGCAGUUGGUGUAUCUGUGCCGAACAGAUAAGGAGGAUGUGAGGGAUGCUGCCAAACAAGCUCUGCUUGUGCUAGGUGAGGAGGGGAAGAUGGCCCAUCGACACCUUGAGUCCUCACAAGAUGGAAUGUCCCGCCUUUUUGCACCCGGCAGUAUGGCCAGUACGGCUUUCUAACACAAUCAACUGGCCGAUACUUGUCAAAAACAAUGUACUUGCGUCUUAGUAUCCUCACCGUCAUGAUCAUGCCGAUUUACGAACUAUUAAAUGCACACUUAAAAACUAUCAAACAGUUUAAAAUGACACAAAUCAGCGUAAUCACACUCUUACAGAUAAGAGUGUCUGCAUUGUCCUCAAAGACAUGGACGGAUGCUAUACAAUCAUUAGACAAGAGGACUUGUAUGUCAGUCUGUAUGUUAUUAAUGUUUUGGACAUGGCCUAAGAUGAACUACUGUAAAGUGAUGAGGUAAGAUACAUAGGUGCAUUUGGGUUUAUAAACAAUGUUUUGCUGCCUUAAGUUUCGGCCCAAUGGUGUUGCCUUCGUGAUUCAUGGAAUGAAGCUGGACCCUAGUCAACAAUACAAGUGAUGACUGAUAGCGAUGGAGAUAAAGUGUUCUUUUCACUUUAUCGAUGCAAGUAGGCAGUGACUACCUGCAGAGUACAUAGAGAAUCUGAUUGUCCACUUUGUGAAGAGUGCUUAUGUGUGUGUACAUAUUGAUUGGAGAAUGUAUGUUGAUAGCUGAGAAACACCUCAGAAAGUAGGAUGGGGAUCUUGGGAAGCAUUUCCUUAUUAAUCCCAAACUUUCAUAGGGACCUUGUUGCCAUAAAAGUGUAACAGUGCCAUUCCAUACUGUCAUAUUCUUUACUGAUACAGAAUAUAUAUCUAUAUCCCAUUGGAAGUGUAAAUGUUUUGUGUUGUAAUUUAGUUUCAAUGUUUAAAUGCUCAAUAGCAAAUGCAGAUCUGAUUUGAUUCACCAUGCACUUCGCAUUUAAGCCACUGGCAAUGUAAUAUCUGCUGUAAAAGUGGUGAAGCUGUUUUAUUACUUUUUGAAGAUGUCAUCAUUAUUAUGAGUGAAAGCUGUAAACAGUGGUGAAUAUUGCCUUUUGCGAUAGGUUCCGACAACCUCUCCGUGCUUGUGAUCUUAAGAAUGGCCAUAGAUCAUGUUUGACUCAGAGCAUUUCUCCAGUGCUGCUAGACUGAAAGGUUCUGAGUUGGAACCAGGGAAGGUUCGUUCAUUUUUACAUAACAUUAUUUUCUAGUUCAAUCUGUUCCAGACUUCAAUAUGACAAAGAACGCCUCUUCAGUGUAUAAGUGCCUCAAAUUAGUAUGGGGAGCAAGAGAAUGAGAUAGAUAGACUUUAUUUAAAACUCAAGACUGCGGUUUAGGAUUGCAAACUGCAGAACAGAUUUAAAUAUAUUUUUCAUUAUUAUCUACAGAUUGUGCAGCAUUAAAGAACUGAUUUACUUUUGAUUUUUUUUUUAUUUACUCUAAAUAUGUAUAUUGUCUGACAAGGAUAUUGUUGACAUCAACUGUAAAGGAAAUUAUUAAAAUUAUGAACACUAAAA